Messenger RNA from Antrostomus carolinensis (chuck-will's-widow), 543 nucleotides. RefSeq names its product chromosome unknown C2orf80 homolog (gene CUNH2orf80). The record is from RefSeq and is a predicted model, not a curated record. The annotation marks the transcript as partial. The transcript is spliced from 6 exons. NCBI's taxonomy places the organism in Eukaryota, Metazoa, Chordata, Aves, Caprimulgiformes, Caprimulgidae.
GUCCAUUACAACUUAGCCUUCAGUGUUGCUUUGCUGUGGCUAAGUGGCUUGGAUGCUCAGACUGCACUACCAAGAGAGAAACCGAAUUUUGCAGCUCACAACCGAUACACGUAUCCCAACCGAAUUGAGAGAGAAGCUAUGAUAUUAUCUUCAUAUGCUGGAAUAUUAAUGAACAGCAUUCCUAUUGAAGAGAUCAUUGAGAUUUACAGCAUGAGGCCCUCAACAACACACAGGCAGAGUUCUGCAAAUGACCACUGGAUUCAACCUUUCAAGUUGUCCCUGCAUCCAUUUGCUAUGCUGACUGCCCCUGAAGCUGCAGAGUAUGCCUGGAAGCAAAGCAUCAAGUACCAGACAGCAGCAGCGUCUCAAAAGACCAACCCUUGUUCAGCAAGGAGAGCUAAAAAGGACAGCAAGCAACUGGACUCACUGAGCAGGGGAAAGCAACAGGUUGACAAAGGAGCUACAGAAGCAAAACAAGGAAUCUCUCCAGAGAAGCCUGGAACAUAUUCAAAAGCAAGGAAUGCAAAGGAUGCAAAGACAUAA